Molecule: messenger RNA, 2808 nt
Organism: Mercenaria mercenaria
Lineage: Eukaryota; Metazoa; Mollusca; Bivalvia; Venerida; Veneridae
Product: sodium- and chloride-dependent glycine transporter 1-like
Exons: 17
Coding region: 17-2335 (772 amino acids)
Biological process (GO): sodium ion transmembrane transport
Cellular component (GO): membrane
Source: RefSeq, a predicted model, not a curated record
AGAUACUUCGCAUAUAAUGACUCAUGCAGGUAUUGGAAAAACAAAUUUUACAAACCUCGCGACACGUAAUUUUGAUCAUCAGAUCGGAACGGCGGAUGACCCGGAUAAACAAAAUCAAAACAUGACAGGUGCUGGAGGGGCCAAGGCUCCCCCUACCAUCCAGACACACUUGGGAGUCCCUAAUACCGAACCACCUCCCCUUGAAUCUCCAAAGUAUUUCAUUAGCAGUAUUGAACCAGGAAUAUAUGUGGUAAAUACUCCACAAAAUGAAAAGAAUAGAUCCCAGCAAUCUAUUGCUAGCACAGACUUUUCCCAUACGGAUGAUUCGGUGAAAACAUCUAGAUCCAAUAAUAUUGACAGAUCACAGAUAUUUGGUGUAGAUGAAAAUGCCAUUAGAGGAAACUGGACCGGAAGACUGGACUUUAUCCUGUCCAUGUUGGGGUAUGCUGUUGGCCUUGGAAACCUUUGGCGGUUCCCAUACCUCUGUUACAGAAAUGGGGGCGGUGCGUUUUUGGUGCCAUAUUUGAUUUUCAUGACAGUCGUUGGGAUACCACUAUUUUUCAUGGAAACUAGUCUUGCACAGUUCUCAAGUUGUGGACCAACGUCCUGUUGGGGAUUUUCUCCGUUGUUUUCUGGUAUUGGUAUAGCCAUGUGCUUGUGUUCAGGGUUGACGUCACUAUACUAUAACAUGAUUAUCGCAUGGUGUAUGUUUUACUUUUUUAUAUCAUUUCAACAUCCCCUUCCGUGGGCAGAUUGUGAUAAUGACUGGAACACAGGCGACUGUCGGCUAAAGCUGCCAGCAGUUGAUUGCGAGAACAACGUGAAAUAUUUAAAUGGUACAUGUUAUGACAGCAAAGGAGAGUUUCAAGGUCUGUGGGAUACGACAAUGUUUACUGAGACUACCGGUAGAAAACGUGUCUCGCCAUCUGAGGAAUACUACAAUAAUUUUAUUCUUGGAAUAAGUUCCGGUAUCGAUGAGGUGGGUUCACCUCGCUGGCAAAAUGUUCUCGUUUUGCUCCUUGCCUGGACGAUCUGUUUCUUCUGUCUGAUCAGAGGGAUCAAAUCUACCGGCAAGGUUGUGUAUUUUACCGCUGUAUUCCCUUACAUAUUACUGCUAAUUCUGUUCUUCCGUGGAGUGACGUUAGAAAAUGCUGGUGAGGGAAUCAAAUUCUACAUCUUGCCAGACUUCAAGAAACUUGCCAGUGCUAAGGUAUGGCGGGAUGCUGCUGUGCAGAUAUUUUAUUCUAUGGGACCAGGUUGGGGAGGUCUCAUAGCUUUGUCUAGCUAUAACAGAUUCCAUAACAAUAUUGUCAGAGAUUCUUUGAUAGUAUCACUUGGUAACUGCAUGACAAGUAUUUUCGGAGGAUUUGUAAUAUUCUCCUACAUUGGUUUCAUGGCGGGACAGCUGGAUGUCAAAGUUAGUGAGGUCGCAACAAGCGGUGCUGGACUUGUGUUUGUGAUAUAUCCAGAAGCGCUCAAUAAUUUACCAGGUUCAACAUUCUGGGCUAUUAUAUUUUUCUUUAUGCUCAUCACAUUAGGUCUAGAUAGCCAGUUUGCUACAGUUGAAACUGUUCUGACUGGCAUUUGUGAUUCGUUUCCGGAUAUACGUAAAUACAAGUCUCCAGUCAUUGGCGUUAUAUGUGUUGUCUCAUUUCUAUUGGGACUUCCUAUGUGCACACCGGGUGGAGUGUAUAUACUACAGAUUUUAGACUACUAUGUUGCAGCAUGGUCGCUUCUACUCAUUGGUCUGACAGAAGUUAUUGCUAUCACUUAUGUUUACGGUUGGCGACGUUUCUGCUCGGAUAUUGAGUUGAUGACGGGCAUGCAGCCUGCUUUAUUCUGGAAAGUCACGUGGAUGGUGACUUGUCCAAUAGGAAUAACGUUCAUACUGAUAUUUGCGUGGAUAGACUAUACUUCCGUAACGUACGGCGAUUAUGUAUACCCGGGCUGGGUUGAUGCAAUUGGCUGGAUCCUUGCACUGUCUUCCGUUUUAUUUAUACCUGGUGCAAUGAUCUAUAAACUAUGUAAGGAAGACGAUGGAGAUACUAUCAUAGAAAAAGUAAAAUUAUUGUUAGCACCGUCACGAUCGUGGGGACCUGCUUUAGUGAAACACCGAGAAUUGGUGGACUAUGUGAAUGGGUUCGUUGUCGAUCCUUUCACUGAGAAGGCCUAUCUGAACAGAGGCUACUCUGGAUCUUCCAUCAACACAAGCGUUGCAAGUUUAACAAGGUCAAGAAGUAAAGGUUCUAUGUCAGCUGUUAGUGUGAGAUCGCAUUCAACAAACAAAUCCAGCACCUCCAUGGCCUCUAGAAUGACAUACGAAUCAACUAUAUGAGCAUGCAAUUUCGUAGACAUUAGUCCACUGCAUUCAGAACAGAGGUGGAAAUGAUAUACUUCUUAAGAGGAGAUGUGGCGAUUUCCUAUAUGAAACAAAACUGUGCCAUAUUUGUAUCAUUUACCCAGCUAAUCAAGUUAUUGAGCUAUAUAUCUGGUAUCGGGAAGGCGUGUUACGAAACAAGGCUGCUGGGUAUAACACGUAUUAAGUGAAAAUAAAGUAUGGGACUCUUCAGAAAGACUAAUAGUAAACGAUUGAUAAGUGAUGAUGCUUCCAUAAUAAUUAUAACAGAUCUACAAUUCUUGCUACUAGUAUUAAAGACGACUAUCGUGGCAUUUUACAUAAUUCGAUCAUAUCUCAACCACAUAAAUUAUUUUCUUAUUCACAUAAUUUUUAAUUUGUCCCUUGAGAUUAUUCUGUUUAUUCUAAUAUUUUAUACUUUUACAGAUUUUUAAUAAAACAGUUCAUGCAUU